AUCAAUUCAUGUGGGAUGUCAGUGUUAACACUGAUACUACCUACUAUAACCUUACUACAACCUUCUGGACUGUCUACUGUCAACAAAACAAUACUCAACAGUGUGUUUAUAUAUGCCUCUGGUGUAUUAUUUUCGUUUUUGAUUUAAAUUUUUUAUAUCUGUAUCAAAAUGGAUCACAUGCUUGCAAGUCCGUUUAAUUUACCUAGUAUAGGUACUCCAGUCCAUCAACCCGAAGAAGAUCAACAGAUAUUACCUAUAGCACAACAGCAACAACAAUUACAACCACCUCUGCAAAUGCCACCUUUACUACCAAUACAAUCUUCAAUUAAUCAGCCAAAACCAAUGAACACUUAUGCCCCUUCAAUGGGUUUCACAACACCGCAAAGUAUGAUGCAUCCACAAACACCACAAAACCUCAUGUCACCUAUGGUAAAUAGAAUGGACCAGACGCCAAAUAGUAUUAUUAAUCCAACCACUCCUGGACCAAUGACACCUAUGACACCAUCGUCUGCUGACCCUGGUUUUAUGCCGCAGUUACAGAAUAUAGUGUCUACUGUCAAUUUAGGUUGUAAAUUAGAUCUUAAAAAGAUUGCAUUGCAUGCAAGAAACGCUGAAUAUAAUCCAAAAAGAUUUGCUGCUGUUAUCAUGAGGAUAAGAGAACCCAGAACAACAGCUCUUAUUUUUAGUUCAGGAAAAAUGGUUUGCACUGGUGCAAAGAGUGAGGAUGAUUCUAGACUAGCAGCAAGGAAAUAUGCACGAAUAAUUCAAAAAUUAGGAUUCCAGGCUAAAUUUCUAGACUUCAAAGUACAAAACAUGGUUGGUAGUUGUGAUGUUAAAUUUCCCAUAAGAUUAGAGGGUUUGGUUUUAACUCAUGGACAAUUCAGCAGUUAUGAACCUGAACUUUUUCCUGGACUUAUUUAUCGAAUGGUGAAACCUCGCAUUGUUUUAUUAAUAUUUGUAUCAGGAAAAGUCGUACUCACAGGUGCCAAAGUACGUCAAGAAAUUUACGAGGCAUUUGAUAAUAUCUACCCAAUAUUGAAAAGUUUUAAGAAACAGUAAUGAAUACGCAGGGACUAAAUUAAAUUUUUUGUGAUCAAAAUGAUUCAGCACUGAUGCUGAUUUUGUACAAAUUGUAAUAAAUGUAAUAUUUAUUUUAUUUUCAGAAGUGAAUAUUUAUAUAUUGUUAAUUUAAAAAUAAAAAAAUUUCUUGAUGUUAAUAUUA
This is a messenger RNA of Nezara viridula (southern green stink bug), 1222 nucleotides long. The record is from the annotation of a GenBank genome assembly. NCBI's taxonomy places the organism in Eukaryota, Metazoa, Arthropoda, Insecta, Hemiptera, Pentatomidae.